Micromonas pusilla CCMP1545 is the source of this 720-nucleotide messenger RNA. RefSeq lists its product as uncharacterized. The coding region runs from base 1 to 720 and encodes 239 amino acids. NCBI's taxonomy places the organism in Eukaryota, Viridiplantae, Chlorophyta, Mamiellophyceae, Mamiellales, Mamiellaceae. The transcript has 2 exons. The record is from RefSeq and is a predicted model, not a curated record.
AUGCGCGCCGCCGUCGCGUCCCUCGCGCUCCCCGCCGUCGCGCCGUCGCGAUCGUCGCGAUCGUCGCCGUCGCCGUCGUCGCGCCGGCGCCCGUCGCCGGCGUCGUCGCGCGCGCGACGCCGCUCGUCCGCGAUCGCGUCGUCGUCGUCGUCGUCCGACGCGACGGCGUCCACGCAGAUCGCGGCGCUCGCGGGUCGCCUCCGCGCGGAGGCUGGCGACGCGAACGGCGUCGACCGCGACGAGACCCAGCGCGCGUCCAUCGCGCGUAUCAUCGCCGAGAUCGACGCGCUCAACCCGACGCGCGACACCGCGGCGGUCGAUCUCGCGGGCACGGCGUGGGAUCUCGUGUACACGGACAGCCAGGGCAACAGCAGCGGGAAGAUCGGGCCGUUCGUCGGCGCGGUGACGCAAAUAUUCGACGCAGACGCGGACCCUAAGAAGCCUGGCUCGGGGAGUACGUACGCGAACAUCGUGACGUUCGGCCCCGCGCGAUUAAAGCUGCGCGCGGUCGCGGAGGGUGUCGCGAAGAAGCCGACGACGUUGAAGGUGACGUUCGAGGACGUCACCGCGGAGGUGUUCGGAAGGGACGUCUUCGCGAAGCCGUUUCCGAAAGGGCGCGCGGGGACGUGGACGGUAACGCAUGCGUCGGAGGCGUUACGUGUGCUGCGGACGAAUCAGGGGAACGUCUUCGUCCUCGCGAAGCAGCGGGAGUCGUCGUAG